Zingiber officinale is the source of this 2437-nucleotide messenger RNA. RefSeq names its product probable protein arginine N-methyltransferase 3. Gene Ontology annotation, molecular function: protein-arginine N-methyltransferase activity. NCBI's taxonomy places the organism in Eukaryota, Viridiplantae, Streptophyta, Magnoliopsida, Zingiberales, Zingiberaceae. The transcript is spliced from 8 exons. Bases 342 to 2222 code for a protein of 626 amino acids. Gene Ontology annotation, biological process: peptidyl-arginine methylation. The record is from RefSeq and is a predicted model, not a curated record.
AUUUGUUGAAUCCGCACUCCUCUCUUACUACGAUCCGCGCGCACGAUAUAUUCUCUCUCGCUCGGCCGCCGCCACGGCCGCCUUCGUAUUCUCCGCCGAGCAGCAUCCCCUACAUUGCCUCCUCUUCCUCGACUGCAACCCACCUUCUGUCGUUUCCUCCAUCCUCUAUUUACUCCGCUGAGUCUUCUUCUAGGUGUCUCUCCUCGUACUCGGCUUCCACUUCAUCCUUACCCUCAAGCCAGACUGCUUCCGGCGAUAGUUCCUGCGCUGCAGCCAAAAGGCACAACCGGCUUUGCAACCGCCCGCGUCGGUUUCAGAGGCUGCUUUCGGAGCAAAACCCCAUGGCAAAAGAUGUCAUUGAGUUCAGGCGAUCUGAAGAAUUUGAAGAUGUGAUAGAAGAGGAAGAAGACGAGGAAGAGGAGCAAAUUGAGCAAUGGGAUGACUGGCAAUCUGACAAGGAGGACUCAUCUGCAGAUUUCCUUUGCUUGUUCUGUAGUUCGAGAUUUGGUUCUGUGGAGGUCCUCUUUGACCAUUGCCGCUGUAAGCACUUCUUUGAUUUCCACAGCAUUGUUCGUGAGUGGAGCUUAGAUUUUUAUGGUUCCUUCAAGCUCAUCAACUAUGUGAGGUCUCAGGUCUCUGAAAAUAAAUGCUGGUGCUGUGGUCUAGAGUUUCAAUGCAGUAGAGAUCUUCAGAAUCAUUUGCAUCCAGCUCCCAGUUUUGAUAAGGAUGGAAAAUUCUUAUGGGAAGAUGAUCAUUAUUUAAAACCAUUUAUGGGAGACGAUCCACUUUUGCAUAGUUUUGGUGGUGAUGAAGAUGAAGAAGAUGAUCCUAUGACAAUAAAUAAAGAGGAAAUAAUGAGAGAGCUAGUUGUCCAUGAAAAAUUACCUAGACUCUGUAAUGGUGGUCACAGCAUUCUGAAUGGUGAUGCUUCAGUCUCCAACACCUUCACAGAAACUGAAGAUAAAACAGAAUGUAUACAUAUAUUGGGUAAUAAUUUUGAAGGAAAGCCAACCGAUGACAUUAUUUUUAAACCAUGUGAUGAGAAACAUAAAGAUGGGCAAUUAAGGGAGUCUUUUGCUAAUGUCACUGUGAAGGAGAUCAGAAAUGUAAAUGAGAAAUAUUUUGGUGCUUAUGGCUCUUUUGGCAUACACAGGGAGAUGCUCAGUGAUAAGGCAAGAAUGGAUGCUUACCAAGGAGCGCUGUUAAAUAAUCCCUCUCUUAUUAACCAAGCUACAGUUUUGGAUGUGGGUUGUGGGACAGGGAUAUUAAGUCUUUUUGCAGCUCAGGGUGGUGCGUCAAAGGUCAUUGCUGUUGAAGCUAGCAAGAAAAUGGCUGCUGUUGCUACUCAAAUAGCCAGUGAUAAUGGCCUAUUGUCAGACAACACCACCAAAGGCAGAGAGAAGUGUCCUGGAGUAAUAAAUGUUGUUCAAUGUAUGGUUGAAGAGCUUGACAAAUUCAUACAUGUUUUGCCAAGUAGUGUCGAUGUGAUAGUGAGCGAGUGGAUGGGUUAUUGCCUGUUGUAUGAGUCGAUGCUCAGUUCGGUCCUCUAUGCUCGUGAUAGAUGGUUAAAGCCUGGUGGUGCUAUCCUUCCUGAUACCGCAACCAUAUUUGGAGCUGGAUUUGGAAGAGGUGGGACAAGCAUACCUUUCUGGGAGAAUGUGUAUGGUUUUGACAUGUCUUGCAUCGGCAAAGAAGUUAUGGAGGAUUCUUCUUCUGCUCCCAUCGUUGAUACCAUAGACAGCCGGGAAAUUGUGACAGAAACUGCAGCUAUCCAUUCCUUUGAUCUAGUGACAAUGAAGCUGGAUGAUAUGGAUUUCACAUCAAGUUUUGAAUUGAAAUUGAGAACAGAAUCCAUAGAUGGCAUUACCACUGCCAGAACACGCUCUUGCUACGGGAUGGUGCUCUGGUUUGAGACGGGUUUUACUAGCAGAUUCUGCAAGGAGAUGCCCACCAACCUCUCGACGUCACCUUACUCUCCAAAAACUCAUUGGUCUCAGACCAUUCUCAUGUUCAGGGAACCAAUUGUUCUAUCAUCUUCUGAUAUUACUGCCAGCAUGACUGGGGCAGUUGGCACAGAAGAGUGCCCUGCCGUUGCCAUCAGGUCUCGCAUCAGCAUCGCUCGGUCGUCAGCGCAUCGCAGUAUCGAUGUGUCAUUGGAACCUCAAGCUAUUAGCUCAGAUGGUCGUAAGCGAAGUUGGCCAGUUCAGAUCUUCAAUUUGUGAGAUUUCAAUGACCUCAUGCCACCCAAGUCUCUGUUCUCUUCUGAAUUUUUGUAAUGUAGGGUUAUAUAUCAGUAUUUAUCUGUCUGGAUGUUUAUGAAAAGCUUGAUUUAAUACAUAAUCAUGGAGCUGUUCCAUAAUAUUGAAAGAUUGAGUAAGAAUUAGAACCCACAAGCCAUUUAAGUAGAAUUUGUCGAGCGAUAUGCUUCUUUUGUCGA